AUGAUAUACCGCUCUUUCAAUGGACGUGAACUUCCGAGGCCAUCCUCGAUGUUGUCACACCGAUUCUGGCUACUGGGAGCGUUUGUGUCGCUGGCGAGGGCUGUACCUACUGCGAUAGCUCCAAACUACUGGUUCAGCUUCGGAGACUCGUACACCCAGACGGGCUUUGAUCCCACCGGCGUUCUCCCGACAGUCGACAAUCCACUUGGGAACCCGGCUUACCCCGGCUGGACGGCGACCGGCGGAGCAAACUGGGUUGAUCAAGCGACGACAGUGUCCAAUCACUCGCUCGUGUUGACCUACAACUACGCUUACGGCGGUGCAACCAUAAACGCCACUCUAGUCGCACCCUAUGAGUCAACUGUCCUGUCUCUCGGCGACCAGGUGGACCAGUUUUUGGCUCAGCCCGACGUCGGUUCUGGAGAUAAGAUCUGGACGAGCGAUAACUCGUUGUUCAGCGUGUGGAUAGGGAUCAACGACCUCGGAAACAGUUACUAUGAGAGUGGAGAUCGCGACGCGUUCAACGAUGUGCUCUUGGAUAACUAUUUCGAGCUCGUGGAAAAGCUGUACAAUACUGGUGCUCGUAACUUCCUGUUCCUCAAUGUCCCUCCCACGGACCGUUCGCCCUUGAUGCUCGCGUACGACGCAUCAGUGCAAGCUCUUUUGAAGGCAUGCAUCACCGAUUUCAACACGAAGCUAGCCCAACGUGCCUCUGACCUCGCCACCUCCCACUCCGGGGUUAAGACGUGGGUUUACGACGCGAACUCGGCUUUCAACAAGGUUCUUGACGACCCGACCGCUUUCGGGUUCUCCGAUGCGACCUCGUACGGUGGCGCGACCGACUUCUGGGGAAACAACCUCCAUCCUGUCAGCGCGGCGCAGGUUAUCUUCGGCGACGAAGUCGGGAACACGACCUUGGCCGACACCGUCUGGUAA
This is a messenger RNA of Peniophora sp. CBMAI 1063, 936 nucleotides long. The record is from the annotation of a GenBank genome assembly. Lineage: Eukaryota; Fungi; Basidiomycota; Agaricomycetes; Russulales; Peniophoraceae.